AAACGAAGACAUUCAUCCAAACAGUCCUCCGCCUUCUUCAAUUUCUUCUUCACAGCCACACUGAUCCUAGACAAGCCCUAAUCCCCUUUUUCUCAGUCCCAAUGAACAAGGCCAUGGCUCCCUUUUUACCGCAAUUUCCAUUGCAGCUUAUGGUCGGAGAGCGGGAUCCCUCUUCGAGGAUCCGGACACAAUGUGGUGGAGAAGUGGCAACCAUGGACGGCGGUGGAGCGAUCAGCAGGUCAGUGUUGAUUUCCCCAGAUUGCUUGAGGAAAUGCUCUUGCCCUGCUUUUUCAGAUUUAGAUACGGAGGAGAAAGUUUGAUUGGAACGAAGUGACGGUGCAUUGCCUCAAUCGAAGGCAUACGCUCAAUGCGAAUUAUUCCUCAGGCAAGCGCCAUUUUCACACUAUUGCAGGCUGAAUAGAAGAAAUUUCAUGUCAAUAUUUUGUUUUGUCUCGAGACUUUUUGAAGGAAACUAUGCUAAUUCUUAGGGUGGGAAAAGAGAAGUAUAAGCACAUAAGAUGGAGGUAUAUUAUACUAUCUGUGAGACAUUUUUAGAUCUGACCAAUCAACUAAAAAUGACAUCGAUUGUGCAGUUUGAAGGAAGCUAGACCAAAUCUUUUUAGGGGAGGGGGGGCGAAGAGAAUUAAAAAUUGACUUGGGAAGGACAUAAGGUUUGAGACAUUCUCUUUCUGGGACAUCUAUGGAUACCUUUACAACACUUGUAGUUUUCUUCUAUGCGAUCUUCAUCUUAAGAGUCUCCAAUGCAGGAGACACCAUAACUGUUGAUCUAGUAAUUAGAGAUGGGGAGACCAUAACUUCUGUUGGUGGGAGCUUCGAACUGGGUUUUUUCAGCCCAGUUGAUUCCAAUAAUCGAUAUGUGGGGAUAUGGUACAAGAAGGUGCCUACUAGAACUGUGGUAUGGGUUGCCAACAGAGAAUUUCCUCUCACUGACUCAUCAGGAGUCCUGAAGGUCACGGACCAGGGAACUCUUGUCAUUCUCAAUGGUACUAAUGGCAUCAUUUGGUCUUCUAAUUCAUCGCAACCUGCAAUAAAUCCAAAUGCGCAGCUUUUGGAGUCUGGAAAUCUAGUUGUGAAGAAUGGUAAUGAUAGUGACCCGGAAAAGUUUCUAUGGCAGAGUUUUGAUUAUCCUUGUGAUACUGCUCUACCAGGCAUGAAGUUUGGAAGGAACACUGUGACAGGCUUAGAUCGGUACUUAUCUUCAUGGAAGAGCACUAAUGAUCCUUCUAAAGGUAAUUUUACAUACCGGCUUGAUCCUAGUGGAUCUCCACAAUAUAUUCUGAGGAGUGGCUUAGCUGUGACUUUUCACUCUGGUCCAUGGAAUGGCCUUCGAUUUAGUGGGUGUCCUGAAAUAAGGCCGAAUCCAGUUUAUAAAUAUGCUUUUGUUAUGAAUGAAGAGGAGAUGUAUUAUACUUAUGAGCUUGUUAACAGCUCUGUCAUUUCGAGGCUGGUGUUAAAUCCAAACGGAUAUGUGCAGCUUUUCACAUGGAUUGAUCGAACACGUGGGUGGAUCCUUUACUCAUCUGCACAGAAGGAUGACUGUGACAGUUAUGCAUUGUGUGGUGCAUAUGGCAGCUGCAACAUUAACCAUUCUCCAAAAUGUACAUGUAUGAAAGGAUUUGUGCCAAAGUUCCCCAAUGAAUGGAACAUGGUGGAUUGGUCAAAUGGAUGUGUUCGGAGCACUCCACUGGAUUGUCACAAGGAUGAGGGGUUUGUAAAGUACUCUGGUGUGAAACUGCCAGACACACGAAACUCCUGGUUUAAUGAAAACAUGAGUCUCAAGGAGUGUGCCUCUAUGUGCUUAAGGAACUGCUCUUGCACUGCUUAUGCAAAUUCAGAUAUCAGGAAUGGAGGAAGUGGAUGCUUGCUCUGGUUUGGUGAUUUAAUUAAUAUCAGAGAGUUUGCUGAAAAUGGACAAGAGUUGUAUGUAAGGAUGGCUGCAUCAGAAUUAGAUGCCUUUUGUAGCUCAAAUAGCAGCCCCAAGAAGAGACGAAAGCAGAUCAUUAUCAUCUCUGUAUCAAUUUUGGGGGUGCUCCUCCUAAUCGUAGUCCUAACUUUGUACAUUGUGAAGAAGAAGCUAAAGAGAAACGGAAAAAUUAAACACCAUUUGAAAGGAGGUGAAGCGAAUGAAAGCCAAGAGCUUCAAGAAUUACCAGUAUUUGACUUGGCUGCAUUACUGAGUGCUACUAAUAAUUUUUCAAGUGACAAUAAGCUUGGAGAGGGUGGUUUUGGACCUGUCUACAAGGGAAUAAUGCAAGAAGGACAAGAAAUAGCUGUAAAGAGACUGUCGAAAAAUUCUAGACAAGGACUAAAUGAAUUCAAAAAUGAAGUUGAAUCCAUUGCAAAACUUCAGCAUCGAAAUCUUGUGAAGCUUCUUGGAUGUUGCAUUCAUGGCAACGAAAGAAUGUUGAUCUAUGAAUACAUGCCCAACAAAAGCUUGGAUUUCUUCAUUUUUGAUCCAAUGCCAGGUGUGGUACUGGAUUGGCCUAAGCGUUUUGUCAUUAUCAAUGGGGUUGCUCGGGGGCUUCUUUAUCUUCAUCAAGACUCCAGACUAAGAGUCAUCCAUAGAGAUCUCAAAGCCGAAAAUGUUUUACUAGAUAAUGAGAUGAGUCCAAAAAUUUCAGACUUUGGCUUAGCAAGAAGUCUUGGGGGAAAUGAAACUGAAGCAAGAACAACGAGAGUAGCGGGAACAUUAGGUUACAUGUCCCCAGAAUAUGCAACUGAAGGAUUGUACUCGACAAAAUCGGAUGUUUAUAGCUUUGGUGUUUUGAUGCUAGAGAUUGUGACUGGGAAGAGGAACAGAGGAUUUUUUCAUCCAGACCACAGAUAUAACCUUCUUGGACAUGCAUGGACACUCUAUAUGGAAGGUAGGUCUUUAGAACUUAUCAAUCCAUCGAUGGGGGAUACCUCUAAUCUAUCUGAAGCGCUCCGCUCGAUCAACGUGGGCCUAUUGUGUGUACAACAUUUCCCCAAUGAUCGACCAAGCAUGCAUUCUGUGGUUCUAAUGUUGGGGAGUGAGGGUGCACUGCCUCAGCCUAAAGAGCCUUGUUUUUUCACAGAAAAGAAUUUAGUGGAAGCAAACCCUUUCCCAGGCGAGCAGAUGUUAUUUUCAGGAAAUGAAACCUCCAUUACACUAUUGGAGGCUCGAUAGAAAACUUUUCAUCUUUAUAUUCUCUUUGGUCUCAAGGUUGCAGCUCAAUUUCUUCUCUUAUGCGCAGAUUUAUGUUCCAAUUUGAGUUUAAUCUAAGAUGCAAGCUUGACAAUACGAAUUAUCCCGACAUAGGUAGGAAAAUGGGUAUUUUCUUAAAAAA
Vitis riparia (riverbank grape) is the source of this 3329-nucleotide messenger RNA. Its product is annotated as G-type lectin S-receptor-like serine/threonine-protein kinase At4g27290. Gene Ontology annotation, molecular function: ATP binding; protein serine/threonine kinase activity. Lineage: Eukaryota; Viridiplantae; Streptophyta; Magnoliopsida; Vitales; Vitaceae. Gene Ontology annotation, biological process: protein phosphorylation; recognition of pollen. The record is from RefSeq and is a predicted model, not a curated record. The transcript has 9 exons. The coding region runs from base 701 to 3169 and encodes 822 amino acids.